AUGGCUGGGAAACAAUCGAAAACUGCUAAAAGGGCCAAGUCCCAAAAUAUGAAAAGGGAUAUCACUCCUGAUGUACUCCAAGACAGCCAUGCUCGAAAUCAGAUGGCCAACAUUCCACAUAAAGUAGAAAAAUCUUUAACUCGCAAACCAUCCAAACAACAAGUAAAGAAAGAGCAAGCCAUUACACGUUUAUACGGCAGUAAAAACAAAAAACAGAGAGUGUAUUCUGAAAAAGAAUUAAAUAUCCCUUCAUUAAAUAAGGCUAUUGUUCCAGGGGUUAAAAUUAGAAGUGGAAAAAAGGGCAAGAAAUUUGUCCAAGAUCAUGAUUUAAUAACUUUGAAUAGACUUAUCCAAACAAUUGGUGACAAGAAUGAUGAAGUAACUGAAUCGAAGUUAGAGAGAAUUAAAAGGUUGGAACAAAUUCGUGAAUUAAGAAAACAGGAAAUUAAAAGAAGAGAACAAGCAAAAAGGGAACAAUUAGAUAACAAAAAAGAUGAAAUCAAGCAUAAGGCAUCUGUGGCAAGAUCCAUGCGUAGAAAAAAUAAAAGAGACGAACAUAGAAUGACCUCUAUGCCACCAGUCUCUAAAAAUAUUAAUAAGAAGGUUUCUUUCGCUUAA
Messenger RNA from Eremothecium cymbalariae DBVPG#7215, 618 nucleotides. Its product is annotated as Loc1p. The transcript has a single exon. Gene Ontology annotation, molecular function: mRNA binding. Bases 1 to 618 code for a protein of 205 amino acids. The record is from RefSeq and is a predicted model, not a curated record. NCBI's taxonomy places the organism in Eukaryota, Fungi, Ascomycota, Saccharomycetes, Saccharomycetales, Saccharomycetaceae. Gene Ontology annotation, cellular component: nucleolus; preribosome, large subunit precursor. Gene Ontology annotation, biological process: ribosomal large subunit biogenesis; intracellular mRNA localization.